AAAUUAGAGAAUAUGUCAAAAAUUUAGGAUUUGCAAUGGAAAACCCUAAAUACUACUUUUUGUUGAAUGUUAGGGUUUGACUGGUUUGUGAUUGCGAUUUGCGAGGACGCGUCACUAAUCAGGAAUCCAAAUUCCAAUUUCAAAUCUAUCAACGAAGAGGAACAGAGUCUCUGUCGCCGCUUUAUCGGGUUUUAUCUUCAUGUACUAAUACCAUGAAGAGGACAUUGCCGUGGAGUGAUGAUGAUGAGGGUGAUGACUCAUCUAAUGAUGAGUCGUCUUCUUUACAUUCAGGUUCUGAAGGUGAUAAUGAAACUGGAGGAAAAAAAUCCAAAGGUAAAUCUACGAAGAAGAAAAGUGCUCCAAUUGACUUUGAAGCUCUCAAGCGAUACGGGUAUAAAGGCGGGCCUUCAGUCUUAAAGGUACCUCCACCCAAAGAAGGUGACACAAAGCAAGAUUGGUCUUGGUCCAGUGGAAAAGAAAAGCGCGUCGAGAAGGAGGUUGAAGAAACAUAUGAAGAACGGAAGAAAACAAGAGAGGCUCUUUCCAUAGGAGAGCAGCUGCCAACUGUUCUGACUAGAAAUGAAAAGAAGAGUCUUUCCUUUUCUCAGAAGGAAAAGAGGAAAAGGGAACUUGGUCAAGCAAGCAGAGGGAAAAAUUAUGUUGAAGAAGAGAAAAGGCAGUUGAGGGAGAAUGGAGUCUAUUCAGGUUUUGAUGCUUGAUAUGCUGAGGCUAGAAUCUACUGCAUCUUGUAUAAAGGUUACUAUGAUACUAUCCAGGGCCAUUUUGUACUAAAAUGAUUUGGUUUAGGUGAUGUCUCUACUAUAAUCUCAUGUUAAGUCGAAACCAUUUUAGAUAUUAAAUGACUGAGGCUGGAAUCUUUUAUGGAUAGCCAAAAUUGAACGUCACAUAACAUAUUAUCGAUUAAUUUUGGUUGUUCACAGCUUUA
Molecule: messenger RNA, 946 nt
Organism: Lathyrus oleraceus (garden pea)
Lineage: Eukaryota; Viridiplantae; Streptophyta; Magnoliopsida; Fabales; Fabaceae
Exons: 3
Coding region: 213-719 (168 amino acids)
Source: RefSeq, a predicted model, not a curated record